This is a messenger RNA of Oncorhynchus mykiss (rainbow trout), 6979 nucleotides long. Its product is annotated as interphotoreceptor matrix proteoglycan 1. NCBI's taxonomy places the organism in Eukaryota, Metazoa, Chordata, Actinopteri, Salmoniformes, Salmonidae. The record is from RefSeq and is a predicted model, not a curated record. Gene Ontology annotation, biological process: visual perception.
GAGCGCAUCCACACACCCAAGUUGGACCAGGAGAGCUCGCCUAGUUCCAUGCCAUGUCUGUCAGAUGCCACCCUUGAAUUCUCACCAUCAGCGGGGAAACCAAGUCAAAGCCUUAGCCUAUAUGACCAGCCUCCUCUAAUCGACCCCCAGAUAUUUAGUGAUCCUAAGGACUGUGUUAGCAUUCAUGGGAACCACAUGAGAUAAAAAAUAAGCCCAGGUGCAGAGUUUAUACUGGUUUCAAUAUGCCUUGGAAAUAUGGAUUCUUUGUUAUUACACUAUUCGUCUUCACUCUCCAAGCCACAGGAAUUAAAGAGAGGAAUAAUCGGGGCUCCUGGCAGAGUGAAGUUAUCGGGACAGAAACAGAAGCCAUCAAUUCUAUGCACUUGGUUGAACUUUUGAGAACGACCAAACAAAACUCUAAUGUCAGAAUGAUAUUUGACCUAGAAAAGCAUCGUACAAAGAGGUCAGCGGUCUUUCACUCUGGAGUGAGAGUCUGUCCUCAGGAGACCAUCAAUGAGGUCAUCGCCAGCCAUCAAGCCUACUACAAGCUCAGAGUUUGUCAGGAGGCUGUGUGGGAGGCCUUCCGGAUCUUCUUUGACCGGAUCCCUGGACCUACAGAAUAUACAACCUGGGUUCACACAUGUCAACAUGAGUCUCUGUGCCUCUCUGACCUGGCCAGUAACUUCAGCAACUCAGAGGAGCACAUGAGUAUGGUGUACAGGAGGAUGAACCUGGGAGAUGAGAGGCAGCCGACUGGAAUGGUAGCAGCCACAACCACAGCAGCACCGGGGGUCGCUGAUAUAACAGGUCCAGAGGAGGCCCAGACUGCAACACCAGAACCACCUGCUCCUGUAACCGGCGUUGCCAGCGUCCCUGAUGCUCCCGAGGUUACAGUUGAAGUAGAAACUGUGGAGGAGGAGGACUCUGAGCUGCCCAAUGUUGUCCCAGAGCAGCCUGUGGAGGCGAUAGUGGAGUUCAGUAUUAACCUCGUGGACCCAGGCUACAAGGAACUACUGGACGACCCUGACUCCCCCCAAUAUGUUGACCUCUCUCAUCACCUGCAAGACCAGAUGCUCCAUGUUUUUGACAAACUCCCAGGAUUUAAAGAUAUCAAUGUUUUGGGAAUCAGCGAGACCCAGGAGAGUGACGGACCUGGAGCAGUGACAGUGCACUAUUCCCUGGUCUUUGAGACAAUUUCAACAGAAAUUUCAGAGGAUGACACAGGGACUCCAGUGUCAGCUGUGCCCAGCCUGCGGGAAAGGGUGGCCAAUGCUUUGAGUGAAGAGGCCUCUCUACCAGUGGAUCUACAGUCAUUAAACUUUGAACCAGUAAAAGUGAUUCCAUUAACUACAACACCUAUUGAGGAAGCUGUUGAAGAAGUGAUUGAAUGUUCCAGUACGCCAUCAAUCCACAACGACCUGGAAAUAGCCAUAGAUGAGCCAGAGAUUGUUGGGGAGAAGCCUCGUCUGGAUGUUCCACUCGGCCCUGUGGAAAAGAAAAAUGCUCUCGUCAACCUCCUGGACUCUACAGACAUUCCAGAUGAAGAAGUAGAAGAAGAAAAAGCCCCACCAGAGAGGGGUGAUGUGCCUUACAUCUACGAAGAUGUUGAUGAGAGGGAGUUUGAAGCAACAGCUGAACCAGAGGAAGAGGUGCCAUUUAUCACACACAUGAUUGAAACCAUCCAUGCCAUUGAUGAGGGAACUGGUGAGCUUGUCAGAGACUAUUUCCCAACCCCUCCUGCUGAGGACUCUGCUGCUGAGCCCAGCGUUCCAGAGGAAUACCCUGAGCCACCUUUUGGCAAUUUAGUUCCUACUAAUGGGUACCCUGUCUUACCCCCUGAGGAUUUGGAUAUUACCUCCGUUCCUGAAAUAGAAAGUAUAGAAACUGAUGCUCCAGCUGAACUCCCUCCUAACUUGAUAUCAGAGGAGAAGGCUGUUGUUGAGGAGGAGGCUGAGCAUACUCCAACCCCUCAGAUUCUGCUCACCACAGCCACUGAAGAAGAGCUGUCUGACCCUGGAUUACCUGUAACGACUCUCUCAGCCAUCACAGAUCAGCCUACUACUGAAGCAAUAGAGGACCUUGAAGUUGAGGAGAAUCUUAUUCCGAUUGAAGAGGAAGAAGUUGAGGAACCAGAACCUGAGGAAGAGGUAGUUGAGCUAUCGGGACCUGAGGAAGGGGUAGUUGAGCUAUCGGGACCUGAGGAAGGGGUAGUUGAGGUUUCGGAACCUGAGAAAGGGGUAGUUGAGGUCUCGGAACCUGAGGAAGAGGUAGUUGAGCUAUCGGGACCUGAGGAAGAGGUAGUUGAGCUAUCGGGACCUGAGGAAGGGGUAGUUGAGCUAUCGGGACCUGAGGAAGGGGUAGUUGAGGUUUCGGAACCUGAGAAAGGGGUAGUUGAGGUCUCGGAACCUGAGGAAGAGGUAGUUGAGCUAUCGGGACCUGAGGAAGGGGUAGUUGAGGAACCGGAACAUGAGGAAGAGGUAUUUGAGGAAUCAGAACCUGAGGAAGAUGUUAAUGAACCACCAGCAGAAGAAAUUAAAAUCAUCCAACCUCUGGAAUCUGUAGAGGACACUCUCUUUGGAGAGGAAACUUAUCCUGUUGAAGAGGACAAUAUUGUGCCAAUAGAAGACCAGUCAUCUGAGGAGGACAUGGAGGAACUAUUGCCUGAAUACCCUGGAUAUGAGGACAUCUACCCUGACGAAGUUGUUGAUACUGUGGACCAAUCAGAUCAUUCACCAGAGGACAGUGAAGUGGAAGAGGCUGCAUUGCCAGAGGACAGUGAAGUGGAAGAGGCUGCAUUGCCAGAGGUCAGUGAAGUGGAAGAGGCUGCAUUGCCAGAGGUCAGUGAAGGGGAAGAGGCUGCAUUGCCAGAGGACAGUGAAGUGGAAGAGGCUGCAUUGCCAGAGGACAGUGAAGUGGAAGAGGCUGCAUUGCCAGAGGACAGUGAAGGGGAAGAGGCUGCAUUGCCAGAGAACAGUGAAGUGGAAGAGGCUGCAUUGCCAGAGGUCAGUGAGGUGGAAGAGGCUGCAUUGCCAGAGGUCAGUGAAGUGGAAGAGGCUGCAUUGCCAGAGGUCAGUGAAGUGGAAGAGGCUGCAUUGCCAGAGGUCAGUGAAGUGGAAGAGGCUGCAUUGCCAGAGGUCAGUGAAGUGGAAGAGGCUGCAUUGCCAGAGGACAGUGAAGUGGAAGAGGCUGCAUUGCCAGAGGUCAGUGAAGUGGAAUUGGCUCCAUUGUCAGAGGUCAGUGAAGUGGAAUUGGCUCCAUUGCCAGGGGUCAGUGAAGUGGAAUUGGCUCCAUUGCCAGGGGACAGUGCAGUGGAGAUAGCAGUGACAGCAGAACCCAUCCCAGACUCUUCACCAACACCACCUGCAGAAUCUGGCACUGUGCCUGAGGUAGAUGAAACAGAGUCAGCUUCAGAGUUACAACCUACGGAGGAGGAUGCUGAGGAGCCUGAGGUGGUUGUUAUCGAUGAAGAGGAGGCUGAAGAGGAGGUCAUAGAUGUCUCGGAACCUGAGGAUGAGAGCGUGCAAGACCUUGCAGACAAUUUUGACCAAAUGGACCUGGUGAGCACAGAGGCCAUUGACCUUCCAGAUGCCAGUGGAUACCCAUUGGCUCCCGAGGAGCACCCCUUUGAGACCACAGCGUCUCCACCACUGAGAUACCUGACCACGCCCUCCAUGACCACGGCCAGUAAAGGAAGGGAGCUGGUAGUGUUCUUCAGUCUACGGGUCACCAACAUGAGGUUCUCAGAUGAUCUCUUCAACAAGAGCUCUUCAGAAUACAAAUCCCUGGAGAACACCUUUGUGGAGCUGCUGCUGCCUUACCUGCAGUCCAAUCUAACGGGAUUCAAGAAGCUGGAGAUUCUCAACUUCAGGAACGGCAGCGUUGUGGUCAACAGCAAGAUGAAGUUCUCCAAGUCAGUUCCAUACAACGUGACCCAGGCCGUCCACUGUGUCCUAGAAGACUUCUGCAAUGCUGCUGCCAUAAGCCUCAACAUUGAGAUUGACAGUCACUCUCUGGACAUAGAGCCGGCUGAUCAAGCAGAUCCCUGUAAGUUCUUGGCGUGCAACGACUUCUCUCGCUGUGUGGUGAACCGCUGGUCUCGGGAGGCCGAGUGUCUGUGUGACCCGGGCUACAUUACGUUGGACGGUUUGCCCUGCCAGAGUAUCUGUGUCCUGCAGCCUGACUACUGCCAAAACGGGGGUCAGUGUGAGGUAGUGCCUGGGCAUGGAGCCACUUGCAGAUACCCAGACAAGUAUACAAGUCUUCCUGGCAUGACAAGUUAAUAAAACAGAGUGUUGAAUGACAUCAACACUAUGUACUGGGAUAUGGCGACCUCAGAAGACAGCGUUUGGAUCACUGCAGAAGACAGCGUUUGGAUCACUGCAGAAGACAGCGUUUGGAUCACUGCAGAAGCAACACAGUACCGUUUAUAAAGGAUAUUUAAUAGCUGAUGCAGUUAACAGACUGUUGUGACUGCAGAAAGACACUGAUCUGCGGUCUUCUGAUUGACAGGCAGACACAACCCCUUCAUCUCAGCUUUCCAAAGCCUGUGUUUCACCUGAAAGGAUACUCCCCAAACUGUGGACGACAAACAGAUGUGAUCAUUUCGCUGCAUUUAUCAAGUUGCAAAGGCACCCCAGGACAGCAAACUGCUUUUAUACAUAAUGUGCUGACAAUGUAGUAGCACUUAAAGAAAAAAAAUGUAAAUGCCAGAAGAAAAGUGAUGUUUUCCUCAUGAGGUAUGUAUGUUGCAAUGGAGUAUAGUUAAUAUCACAUACUGUACACCUGUAUCAUAUUGUCUGUCUCUGUAUUGGUGUAAUAUUGAUAAUUGUAUAAAGUCCAUCUCUGUUUCCUCACUGUCUUCAAUAGGGCUUUUCUAACCGUGUGUAUUUUUGCUGCUGUACCAUUACCAUGUUGAGGAAUAGAGUGAUGUCAAACACGAGGGCCAAAAGCAGUUGAGUGAAGCAUGAAAUGUGUUUAUUUCAGUUAGAGAUCAGCAUUGGAAAAGGCAGUAUCUGAGGAAUGAUUGCUAUGCGUGUUGUGAGAUACAGAGCAUAUGGAAGCCAGCCAGUCAUUUGUUGUACAUUACAAGCGAUAUUCAAGGAGACCCCACACUACAGUAGUAAACUCUGAUGUUUGUCAGAAAUACAUACUUCGGGCUAAACUGAAGACAUGUUUUAGACACGAGCAUGAGUGGAUAGAUUUCAAACAACCACGACGUCGCCUUUCGCUUGUGCAGAGCGUCCAAGGGAAUGAGAAGAAACUCAAGACUAACAGCCUUACCUGAAGAGAGUAGUUCUAGUCUCACAAGAUUGUCAUGUACUGUGUGUUUGAGACAGUCUGUCCUCCUUGUAGUGUUGCGUGUGUAAAUUAUUGCUUCAUCAUUUGUUUAUUUUAAGAAACAUGAGUCAUGUGACCAAACCCUUUAUAGCAGGGGUGUUAAACUCAUUCCAUGGAGGGCUGAGUGUCUGCAGGUUUUUGUUUUUUCCUUUCAAUUAAGACCUACAGUAGACAACUAGGUGAAGGGGGGUCCUUACUAAUUAGUGACCUUAAUUCAUUAAUCAAAUACGAGGGUGGAGCAAAAACCCGCAGACACAUGGCCCUCUGUUGAAUGAGUUUGACACAUGCUUUAGAGUAUCUUAGAGUAGAAAUAUUUAUUUAGAAAAUAAAUGUGUACAUUCCUGUGUAGAAACAUUAGACUCUCUAUCAUACACGUCGAACAUUCUGUGGGUAUGUGUCUAUUGGAAUAUCUAGCAGAGAGAAGAAUAGCUGACUAUAUUGUAUAUGAGCUUGAAUGAAGUUGGGGUCAAGAAGACAACACCAUUUCACUAUUCAGUUUUUGUCCCAUACACACAUUUGGUCCGACAUCGUAGAGUAUCUCAAGAUUUGUAUUAUUCACUUCUCAUAAUUAAGUUUGAUUCAUUCAUUAUUUUUCUUUUUGUUUCAAUAUUUGGAAUAGGCAUUGUUUCAUGUGGAGAACAUGAAGCAAUUUCAACCAUGUGGCUUUAGUAAUGAAUGGUUGGGGAAUGUGAAAAGGAAAUAUUUAUUUACCUUUCAUUAGCAAACCUAAAUCACACAUAUGAAGAAUAAAACAAACCGCUCCUAACCAAACAGUAAGGACUGAAGGAACAAAUCAACAAACCCAUAUUACAUUCAGUCUGAAAGCCAGAGGUAAAAACGUAUUACAGUAUUAUCAAAUAUUAUAAUUAGAAAUGAAUGUGAAUUUAUGUGCAGUUACUAAAAAAUAUCCUUAGAGAAGAACCGCUCAAGUAUAACUGCCUCACAUGAGAAAACAGAGUUGCAACCUAGCCCAUUUCUACCCCAACCUAGCCCAUUUCUACCCCUCUCUUGUGCAAGUAUUGUCCUAUAAUUACUACAUGAAAAUAAACAGCAAGUAUUGGUUUGAGUGAAAUGAUCAACAAGCUGUUAAGACUGCAGAGACAAAAUGUUGACUUCAUUUUAAAUCACAAAGACAUAAUAUUAAACAUCAACAAUUUAAUACUCAAAACUUAUUUGGAGGCAGCUUUGAAACACUUCCUACUUUCAGCAAAUUACCCUGUUAAAGUAGUUUUAAUAAGGCCUCGUAGUUAAAGUAGUUUUAAUAAGGCCUCGUAGUUAAAGUAGUUUUAAUAAGGCCUCGUAGUUAAAGUAGUUUUAAUAAGGCCUCGUAGUUAAAGUAGUUUUAAUAAGGCCUCGCAGUUAAAGUAGUUUUAAUAAGGCCUCGUAGUUAAAGUAGUUUUAAUAAGGCCUCGUAGUUAAAGUAGUUUUAAUAAGGCCUCGUAGUUAAAGUAGUUUUAAUAAGGCCUCGUAGUUAAAGUAGCAGGAAUAUUAAAAGGAAAACAUCCAUAUUUGCUCGAGAAACAAAACUAGAUGUAAUAAUUAGUCACUGUCCGAUUCCUCUGCAUAGGUUCACUGCAAAUUCCCCCGUACCCACCAAGAAAUAAUACAUCAAGACAAUUGAAAGCAGCCAAGACCAACAACA